Centropristis striata (black sea bass) is the source of this 1317-nucleotide messenger RNA. It is a transcript of the gene tdo2a, whose product is annotated as tryptophan 2,3-dioxygenase a. The coding region runs from base 97 to 1317 and encodes 406 amino acids. Lineage: Eukaryota; Metazoa; Chordata; Actinopteri; Perciformes; Serranidae. The transcript is spliced from 12 exons. Gene Ontology annotation, molecular function: L-tryptophan 2,3-dioxygenase activity; heme binding; metal ion binding. The record is from RefSeq and is a predicted model, not a curated record.
UUUAAAAAUCUCGAUUGCGGUAGGGACAAUUUUAGUAAAUAAUAGGAAGAACAAGGAAGAAGACCAUAUCUUUGCUGUGGCUGAUUUUGACACGUCAUGAGUGGAUGUCCUUACUUUGAGAAGAGGCAUUUGUUAUUCAAAAACAAGCCUCCCCAGACAGAGGAAGAGGAGGAUGCCUCUCAGGCUGGGGUUAACAAGGCCAGUAAAGGAGGAAUCAUCUAUGGAGACUACCUGCAGCUCGACAAAAUAGUCUCAGCCCAGGUGUUGCAGAGUGAAUUGAAGGGUAAUAAGAUCCAUGAUGAACACCUCUUCAUUGUCACCCAUCAAGCCUAUGAACUGUGGUUCAAACAGAUUUUGUUUGAACUUGAUUCAGUGCGUCAUAUCUUCAUCAGUGGACAUGUCAGAGAUGAACGCAAUAUGCUCAAAGUCAACACUCGCAUCCACAGGAUUGUGAUGAUCUUCAGACUGCUGGUCGACCAGUUUGCAGUUUUGGAGACAAUGACAGCGUUGGACUUUUUUGACUUCAGGGAAUACCUGGCCCCAGCCUCCGGAUUCCAAAGCCUUCAGUUUCGGGUCUUGGAGAACAAAAUCGGGGUCCCGGACAACCUGAGGGUUCCAUACAACAGACGUCACUACAGGGACAAUUUCAAGGGUCAUGAAAGUGAGAUGCUGCUCGCCACUGAACAGGAGCCAACACUCCUAAAACUUGUCGAGGAGUGGCUGGAGAGAACUCCUGGCUUGGAGGCGGAUGGAUUCAAUUUCUGGGAAAGGCUGGAAAUCAAUAUAUUUGAUGGGCUGAAUCAGGAGAAGGAGAAAAUCGAGACAAUGGCAGAUUCUGAGGAGAAGGAGGAAAUGAUGGAAGAGCUGGUCAAACAGAAGGAGCUGUUCACUUCUCUGUUUGAUGAAAAGCGUCACGACCACCUACUCAGCAAAGGUGAAAGGCGUAUCUCUUACAAGGCUCUCCAAGGUGCCCUGAUGAUCUACUUCUACAGGGAAGAGCCGAGGUUCCAGGUUCCCUUCCAGCUCCUCACAUCCCUCAUGGAUAUUGACACCCUCAUGACGAAAUGGCGAUACAAUCACGUAUGCAUGGUGCAUCGUAUGAUUGGCAGCAAAGCCGGCACAGGGGGUUCAUCUGGCUACCACUACCUGAGAUCUACUGUCAGUGACCGCUACAAAGUGUUUGUGGAUCUGUUCAAUCUGGCAACAUUCCUGAUACCUCGCCACUGGGUGCCCAAGCUAAAUCCCAACGUUCAUACGUUCCUCUACAUGGCUGAGUGUUGCGACAGCUCCUACUGCAGCAGUGAAGACUCAGACUAG